This is a messenger RNA of Suillus paluster, 825 nucleotides long. RefSeq lists its product as uncharacterized. The record is from RefSeq and is a predicted model, not a curated record. The transcript has 5 exons. The coding region runs from base 1 to 825 and encodes 274 amino acids. NCBI's taxonomy places the organism in Eukaryota, Fungi, Basidiomycota, Agaricomycetes, Boletales, Suillaceae.
AUGUCUUUUAGCUUUGCUGCCUUCACUCCUCCUGCACCCCUCGACUCAGGUAAGGAUCGGAUCCUCGUGGAAUGGAAGGAACUGGAGGAUAGGGUGAUUGCUGAGGCAAAGUGCAUUCCGGAUGAUAAGGAGGAGCUGCAGGAAGAAUGGAGGAUGUGGUGCGAACGUUGGGCCGAUAUUAUGAGAGCGCUAUCCAACUGCACUGACCGGGGCCGCGCCCAGAAUGUCAUCCUUACGAUGUCCGGUGAGGCAAGGGCCGCUGGGCUUGGGGCUAAUGAGCAGUACGAACGAUGGACUCGUGAACGCGGUGCCCUCAAAGCGCUGCGCGAAGGAUCAACGGGCGGGUCUGCAUCCCUCGCCCCCCGGAUCAACUGUAUGAAGAUGGAGGUAGCUAUCCCGUCCAAGUCCACUGUUGCUCAGAAGCUCGUUACUCACAAUCCACCCUACAUGCGUUGUGUGAAGGUAAAGAAGGAGUGUGUAGGUGAGGACAAGCGGUCCUGUAAUGGGUGCAAUGCGGUUCAUCAGAAGUGUGAGUAUGCUUCGUUCAGAAAGGCGAUGGGCCUUAAGGGCAAGGUAUCGGAUGCACCCACCCUCUCUGCUAGUGCUAGCGGAUCCCUCCACCGGACCGUCUCAUCUCCCGGGUUGGCUGUUCCGUCUGGCAGUGAGCCGGAAAUCGUCGAGGCCCCUGUGAAGCGCGCCACCCGCAACACACGCAAGGCAGCGGAACCCAAGGGUAAGGGAAAGGGUAAGGCAAAGGAAGUCGUCCCUGCCACCCCUACAGUGGAGGAGUCGUCUGAUGAAGUGUCGCACUAUGAGAAGGGCUAA